UCAUUACAACCACUGCUUAAUUAGAAAUCAAUUAGUCAAAGUGAAUAAUGAAUGUGGAGGUGUUAAAUUAAAUAACAACAAAAAAAGCAAAAUACAGCAACAAUAAUGGAUUACGAACAACAUAACGAAGUGUCGACAAGUUACAGCAAUAUGAAAAACAACUACAACGAAUACAAAUAUGACAAAGAAUACAAUUACAGGAUGAAAGUGGAUGAAAUCAACCAGGGCAAUAUAAAUACUCCUUUUUCUGUCAAAGACAUUUUGAAUAUAAACCAAAUAUCAUAUUAUGAAAGGAGUGAGUGGAAACCAGAUAGAAGAAACCCAGAGUACGAACUGUACCAUCAAAGCCAAUAUUGUCCUGAGUAUUUAAGUCAAGUUUACCCAACCCAUAACGAUUAUUGGAACCCAGAAGUAUACCAUGAGCCCAAAAUAGAAGAUUAUUACAAUUACAAUCCAUAUUGUCAUAGCUUUUACCAUCAGAACCACGAAUAUCCCGAUUUAAAUAACCAUCACAGUAUGAUGGAAGUACCAGGGAAGGAUAACCAUGAGAGAGAUCUGUCAGCUUUAGGUGUUAAGGCAGAGAAAGGCAUUCAACAGCUUGCUCCUGAAAGCACGUCGUAUUCGGAGGCGUUGCAAAAGUUUCCGUCCAUAGCUAAAAAACAAACAAAGCCAACUUGCAGCAGUAAGCUGGAAAAGAAGAACAUCAAGAGGAAACCGAGGAUCCUGUUCUCCCAGACCCAAGUCCACGCUCUAGAGGUCCGUUUCAGAGCUCAGAGGUACCUCACAGCACCGGAGAGGGAGCAACUCGCCAAGACCCUAAACCUAUCACCUACUCAGGUCAAAAUAUGGUUCCAGAACCGAAGAUACAAAAGUAAAAGGCUCAAAUCACCGGAAGUGUCAACAUCCACAGACGCUAAGCCGACUAAGAACACCGGAAGGAAGUUGUUUAGGCCGGAACAUAGAGAACUACCGCCACCUUACGAAUAUAAAGUAGAAAGCCUUCCGGAACCAGACAACAUGACUUCUACAAUCUAUUUUGAUGAUAGCUUGACAUAUGAAGACAACGAAGCCGAGAAAUACUAUUCUAGAGAGUUAAACGAAGAUGCGAAUGUUGGUAGUUCCAUGCAAGAGAUGUACCAAGGCGAAGUUAAGGAGGGUUAUAAAGAAGCUGAGAUGAAAAAAUAUUUUCCUGUAAGCUAUGUUUGUUGAAAAUUAAUAAGUACUUAAUAUAUUUACAGUGGUGUGCAUUUCAUGGAUGAAAAAAUGCACUGUCUACUCUGACUAUCCGGUAUUGGAGAAUGAUGCAUUUGGUACAAUUUUCACACAUGCUUACCCUGUUAAGGACCUUGUGCACGCCACUGUUUGUUUACAUUAUUGGUUGCGUCCGUCUGCGUUCAAAUAUGUACUUCAAAAUUGAGAUCAAAUCAACUUUCGUUUAUUUAUUAUGAACAUUAACAUUUUGAAUGUUGUAAAGAGAUGUUUGUUAUUUUUUGUUUUUCGUUAAUUACGAAAGAUUCCAAAUCUACUAGACAUAUUUUAAAAAUUCAUUUACCAAUGGAGAACUACAUUAUCAGCGACUAACAUGUGCUAUCUUUUUAUCCUUAUAUACCGAAGAGAAUUUUUAAAGAUUAUAACUUAUAAGUAAAGUCGCAAACAUCAUAAGAACGCAAGUUAUAAAUUGCUGGACGCACCUGGGCAUGCAAAGUCAUACUUUGCAAUACCAAGCGUCCACUGCUUUCUCAAAUGUCACGUGUAAGAGUUUUUGUGGAUGGACGUACCCUUGGACGCAGUGGACCUUCGCUUUUUGUUAGGUACCCAUAUACCACAUGUUUGACUUUUUAAAUCCGUCCAAGCAGAUUUGAAAAAGUGGACGCAAUUUGAGGAUUUUAGGCUUUUUUAGGGAUUGGUUUUAAUCAAUUUGUAAUAUAAGAUAUAAACUACUUCGAUUUAUCGUAAUUAACAAGAUAAGACAUAAGUUAAUGCAAUUUAUAUAAUUUAGGUAAUUGGCAGCUCAUAUUCGACAAAUGUUUGUUUCCAAAAUAUUUCACGCAUUCUGUGUAAUAAUUCGUCAUUUGUAUGGUCCAUAUUAUGUAAAUGAGGAGAUCCGCAGAAGAACCAAAGUCACCGACAUAGCUCAACGAGUUGCGAAGCUGAAGUGCCAAUGGGCGGGGCACAUAGCACAUAGCCGAUGGACGUUGGGGUUCCAAAGUGCUGGAAUGGCGACCCCGCACUAGUUAGCGCAGUGUUGGUCGACCCCCACCAGAUGGACUGACGACAUCAAGCGAGUCGCAGGGAUUCGCUGGAUGCAGGUGGCUCAGUAUCGUGAUGUUUGGAAGUCCUUACAAAAAGCCUAUGUCCUGCAGUGGACGUCCAUCGGCUGAUAUGAUGAUGAUGAUGAUGAUAUGUAAUUGUGAUUUGGGUGUCAAAACGUUUAAUCUCAAUUUGUAGGUUAUAAAUUUCAGAUUAUAUCAAGGUUAUUUUUGCAAAAAAAAUCUCACUUUGGAGAUGUAGAGGUAGAUACUUACGAGUUUAUGCUACUGUGGACCUCAUCUGACGUUUCGAAAGUGCUUGUAAACUAAGUCUAAUUGAAAUAAAUAAAAGACUUUGAUUUGACGAAGUCCAACUUAUCAAAAGUCAAGCAUGUGGUUAAAUAGGGAACCUAGCUUUAGACUGACUGCCAAAGAGUAUUAUUUUGUUAUAUUUGUAUUAGGAUAAUAAUAAAUAUAUAGUUUUUUUGUAUUUUGUGAAAUUCGCGCUUAUCAUGUUUUAUUUGUGAAGCCAUGUCCGCCAAAGUUUACUUAUAGUUUAUUAAUAUUUAAUGUUUUUUUUAAUAAAUGUGAAAGACUGA
This is a messenger RNA of Bicyclus anynana (squinting bush brown), 2848 nucleotides long. Its product is annotated as homeobox protein Dlx6a-like. Gene Ontology annotation, molecular function: RNA polymerase II cis-regulatory region sequence-specific DNA binding; DNA-binding transcription factor activity, RNA polymerase II-specific. Gene Ontology annotation, biological process: cell differentiation; regulation of transcription by RNA polymerase II. The record is from RefSeq and is a predicted model, not a curated record. Gene Ontology annotation, cellular component: nucleus. Bases 106 to 1209 code for a protein of 367 amino acids. Lineage: Eukaryota; Metazoa; Arthropoda; Insecta; Lepidoptera; Nymphalidae. The transcript has 2 exons.